This is a messenger RNA of Microthlaspi erraticum, 468 nucleotides long. Lineage: Eukaryota; Viridiplantae; Streptophyta; Magnoliopsida; Brassicales; Brassicaceae. The record is from the annotation of a GenBank genome assembly.
AUGCUUCCUGGAAAAGCAAUCGCAAACCCAAAGGAGUAUGUGCAAGCAAUUACUCUUAAGAGUGGGAGAGUUCUUCCGGAGAGAGUGGUACCAUCAAGAAGCAACGAGGACGUUGCGAUUCAAGAGGAGGAGGAGUCAGUCGACAUUGAAGCUGAGGAGAGAGUUGAGAAAGAGUCAGUAGAACCAGAGCCUGAGAAGCAGAGACAGCGCACCAGAAGCCGUCAAAAGGAAACAAGAAGAGGAGGGAAACUCUUUUUGUUCCCCACCAUUCAAACCAAUGCUGCCUUUUCCAACACGUUUCAAGAAACAAAUGGCAGAGAAAUGCAGAAAGUUUUUGAUCAGCAAUUGUCAGAGAUCAACCUGAAGAUCCCUUUUGUGGAUGCUCUCAUGAUGAUCAAGCCUUAUCAGAAAUUUUUGAAAGAUGAAGUCAAGGCAUGGUGGUAUUGUCUCAAGAGUGUAGUGCUAUAA